Messenger RNA from Sinocyclocheilus grahami, 1012 nucleotides. RefSeq names its product E3 ubiquitin-protein ligase MARCH3-like. Bases 28 to 627 code for a protein of 199 amino acids. The record is from RefSeq and is a predicted model, not a curated record. Gene Ontology annotation, biological process: protein ubiquitination. Gene Ontology annotation, molecular function: zinc ion binding; ubiquitin-protein transferase activity. Lineage: Eukaryota; Metazoa; Chordata; Actinopteri; Cypriniformes; Cyprinidae. The transcript has 3 exons.
UUAUUGUUGUCUGAAUCUGCAGAAUUGAUGGUUAUAACCCGGGUCUCUGUUUCCAGUCUGAACGCUGAGGAGCCGUUCUGUCGAAUCUGUCAUGAAGGCAGCGGCGCGGGUGAUCUGUUAUCUCCCUGCGAGUGUGCCGGCUCUCUGGCGAUGGUGCACCGUGUUUGUCUGGAGCACUGGCUCACGGCCUCCGGCACCAGCCACUGUGAGCUCUGCCACUUUGAGUUCGCUCUGCAGAGACUUCCCAAACCACUCACCGAGUGGUUCAGCACACCCUCCAUGCAGCAGCAGAGACGGACGCUGUGCGGGGACGCCAUCUGUUUCCUGUUCAUCACACCCUUAGCGAGUCUGUCAGGCUGGCUGUGUGUGCAGGGAGCCAUGGAUCUGUACUACAGCAACGGCAUGAAGGCCGUGGGACUCAUUGUUCUCACACUCACACUCUUCACUAUUUACCUCUUCUGGACUGUUGUAUCCCUACGUUACCACAUUCACCUCUUCAGGACGUGGAAUGAGACGAAUCCCAGUGUCCGGCUACAGAUUCCCCGUCCUGUGAAGACGCAUCAGAGACCAAAACAUCUGACAAUGCACUUCUUGUGCAAAUACAAGAGUAAGGAGACCAUGGUGUAGUUCCUGAAACAUCAUCAGGAAGAAAACAGAAAACUCAUGACGUCCUGACUUUGUGUGAAGCCCUGAUUUCGAGUCACACUCCGAUCUGGAAUGAUAUUCUGAUCUGGCACUCACACGCUGAACUGAAGAGAUGUCCUAAUUUGGAGUGAAACCCCAAUUUUGAGAGAUUUGGAGUUACACUCUGAUUUGGAGCGGAUGGUUUCAUCUGAACUUCUGUUUUAAAUAAUGGAAGAAAAGAACAUGUCUUCUUAAAUAAACCAGAGAACAAUGUUUUUGAUAUGAUAACAAUUGAGCUAUUUAUACCUGCAGGUUUUACCUUACAAAACUUGCCUCAUAAUUAUUCAACAGAGUAUAUGUCUAGAAGAACAUACAGUGGCUGUGGCUA